GGAAAGUAACUAUGAAAUUGCCAUAUGUACAUUUCAAUGGCCAUCUUCUCCGAGAAGCCGGCAUUAUACGGUCACGUGAUACGACUCCCGGCAUCAUCACGGCCGGCUCCGAAUGCGUCUUGCCGGCCAUUAUCGUGGAGUGAAUAGAAUAAUAACGGAUUCUCAUUCGUAAUUACACGUACGGGUAUUGAUACUCACUGUGGAGCACGUCUUCAAGAGACCUGUGCAUAGUAUGUACGGUAGACUCGAGACUGGACAGUGGAGAGCCAUAUCUUAUCUCCCGCGCUAACCCGAUACGGGCAAUUAUAGGGCUCAGGGCUUCCUGCACGGGCUCCAUAGUACGGCUGCUGAGGCUUACUGCUAAAGGCUACUACUGGAGCUACUCGCAUGUAGACAACAAGCUCCCUACCAUAGCCCUGCCAUCUCUUUGCUUGGGAUGGGUCAGUGAGCAUUAGUCUCGAGACCAAGAUGACCUCGCGUCUGGUGCUGGUCAUUGGCGACCUCUUUAUCCCCGACAGAGCUCCAGAUCUCCCUGCACGAUUCAAGAAACUCCUCACCCCUGGAAAGAUCGGCCAGAUACUCUGCCUAGGCAACCUGACCGACCGCGAAACCUUUGAGUUCUUCCGCCAGAUCGCCCCCGACUUACAGCUUGUCAAGGGUGACUAUGAUGUCGACUCACCCAACCUUCCUCUAUCCAAAGUAGUGACUCAUGGGAGCCUCCGUAUCGGGUUUACGCAUGGCCACACCAUCAUCCCACCGGGCGACGCCGAUGCCCUGCUGAUCGCAGCUCGUCAGAUGGACGUGGAUGUUUUGUUAUGGGGCGGCACGCAUCGUUUUGAAGCGUUUGAGAUGGAAGGGCGCUUUUUUAUUAACCCUGGGAGUGCCACAGGCGCCUUCACCGCGGGCUACUUCCCGGAUGGCCAGGAACCGGUACCGAGCUUUUGUUUGAUGGAUGUCCAAGGAGAUGUGCUUGUUCUUUACGUAUACCAACUGAAAACCGAUGCCAAUGGGGCUGAAACAGUUGCCGUUGAAAAGGUGUCAUUCCGCAAGCAAGGCGUUGCGGCGUCUUGAGACACGCUGCUUAUGAUAAUUAUUUCUGUAAUGAUACGCACUAGAGAUAUCUCGAAUCAUGACUUCGCGAAAUUUUUGGCCACUAGCCUAGUGGAUUGUAGCAUUGUUAUUAUUUCAGGGUACAGAGAGAUGCUUGAAUGACAUCAGUAUAGACCAUGUUUAA
Talaromyces proteolyticus is the source of this 1234-nucleotide messenger RNA. Its product is annotated as putative vacuolar protein sorting 29. The record is from RefSeq and is a predicted model, not a curated record. Lineage: Eukaryota; Fungi; Ascomycota; Eurotiomycetes; Eurotiales; Trichocomaceae. Gene Ontology annotation, biological process: retrograde transport, endosome to Golgi; intracellular protein transport. The coding region runs from base 469 to 1071 and encodes 200 amino acids. Gene Ontology annotation, cellular component: endosome; retromer complex. The transcript is spliced from 4 exons.